CCAGUCCAGUCGAGCCCCGCGGGCCGUGGUGUUCGGUCCUCGUACGCGCGCCGCGCCGUGCUCUCCGUCGCUUGCUGCCCCGUUUGACCGCGCGAUGAGUGCCGGUGCUCUAGUCGCGUGUGAACAAAGUGGUUGCCACGGGGUCGGUGGACGCUUCCGAUUGGAUUCGUACCGCUGUGAGGACAUCGGCCAGCGCCACAAGACCCUCCUUCCAUGAAGUCUGAACGGUUCUGCGAAACGUGCUCUAUGGGACGUGAUGGGGCCGCAUGAAGUGUGAACGUGACACUUUGUUUGCUAUCAGUCAGCAAGAUAGGCUAGAGGCAGGAUGCCUGGGAAUGUAGCUAAAAGUUUGCACACCCUUGCUGGUGCACUCAGUGAGGACACAGGCUGCAGUGAAGAGGACUUAGAAACUAUUCUGAUGUCUUAUCGUACUCUGCGUAAUGGGUGUGCUGGUAACCCUGAUUACCAAACAAAUUGUACGGCCAAUGCUUCACUUCUAGCUGAUUCGUUAAAAAUCAUGACGUUUCUUCUCAAUAGUGAAGACGAGAACUCUGCUCUCUGUGUAAGAGUAGCCACUCAAUUUCUCGGUAAUCUUAUUGUGAACCACAGUGAUAACCAACUAAUUGUGUGGGACAAGUUUUCAUCUCUCCUAAAGAAAAUGCUGGCUUCAAAAGAUGUCAAACUGAAAAAUUUUUCUGCUAUGGUUAUGUACAACAUUUUGCUUGGACAUCCUGAUCUGUGUGCACCCAAGCCAUAUGGAAUUGAUUUGUUGGCAACCUUUUUGAAAUUUGCUGUUAUGGACUCGGAAUUUGGGGUGUAUGCAACUGAGUUGUUCUUGUCCACACCUGACGUGUUUGAGGAAUCUUAUCCAUCUUUGGACAUUGAAUGUCGUUUGAGACUUUUAGAAAUUUGUCAUGAUAUUCUUCUCUCCAUGCCUGAAAUGAGCAUUAAAGUUGAAGACAAGAAAAAGAAAGAGGGUGUCAAAAGCGAACCUACCAGAAAAAUACUUAUGCCUACCCUUAAAUUCAUGGUAGAGCAACUAAAGAGGCGUUCGUUUUUGAUUUUGAAAACAUCAGCACAUUAUGCAGAUUCGUUGGAACCCAGAGAAGUCUCAAAACUUAUAGAAGUUGUUGCGUGUGCAUCUAGCAAAGAACCGUAUAUUACUGAACUUCAAAGUGAUAAAUCUCUCCUCAUAGAUUGUAAUUUUCUUCUGAAGAGUAUACAUAUGGCAGGACAGGCUGGAGACAGUGAUUUUUCUCCAAUUCACAAACUUUCUGAGCUUAAUCUCUCUGAGAAAGGAGUAGAAUCUAAAAUUGAACAGCACCCAGCCUUUGGAUUUAAAGCCUGUCUUGUCAGACUUCUCGGUAAUUUGUGCUGGCGUCAUCGAGAAAACCAGGAUCAGGUUCGAGAACUGGACGGUAUUCCUCUGCUUUUGGAUUGUUGCUCCAUUGAUGCCAGAAAUCCUUUAAUGAUACAGUGGGUUGUAUUAGCUAUAAGAAAUUUAUGUGAGAACAACAAGGAAAAUCAGUGUGUUAUAGCAGCUAUGAAUCGUGAAGGCACAAUUGACUCACGAAUGCUUCAUGAUCUUGGUCUUACAAUCCAUGGUGAUGAAAAAUCCAACAAAGUUCGCAUUGUACCCCUGAAGAACAAAUGAUGAGGCGAAUUUUCUUACUUACUUCCUGUGAUUUCAUAUACGACCACCUACUGCGUCAUCUUAUCUUGUAUAAAUUCAAGAGGUCCAUUAUUUGUGUCAUCUAUUACUGUUUAAUUUUUCCAUUUGACUGACUUCUGCAUUAGUGUCUUAAGCUAUCUAAGUACCAACUUGAUGUUUAGAACAACCUAUGCCCAUGUGUAGGCCUAGCAAAAAUUUUAACUUUGUCUGAUCUAUGAUUUUUCUCUCCUACUCUGAACUGUACAUUCCUGUGCCUUUUCUUAUUUCCAACUGAAUUUUUAUUGUUGAAGUCCUAACAAAUCAAAAUAUCACUUUCACUUUUUUGUAAUGUCUACUGUUUAAUUUUUAAGGAAGAGAGUCAUUUGAAAAGAGCUGCAUGCACCCUUGAAGAUAAUUUUUAAAGAAUUCUUCAAACUGCAUUUUAAACCUAUGAUCAUUUUGUAAGUGUAAGUGGUUAUUGCACUUACUCAAGUAAAAUAGGGUAUAUAUUACUGAAAGACUUGUGGCCGUUACUUAUUUAUUCUGUUUGAUUGCAUAUUUUUUGUAUACCACUCAGUCAAACCAUGAAAUGCUGAGUUCAGAAGUGCCAUGAUUACUAAGUAGUCGAUGCAACUUGUGUUCAAUAAAUGUUUUUAUAUAA
This is a messenger RNA of Frankliniella occidentalis (western flower thrips), 2312 nucleotides long. RefSeq names its product ataxin-10. The transcript has 9 exons. Gene Ontology annotation, biological process: neuron projection development. Bases 326 to 1654 code for a protein of 442 amino acids. Lineage: Eukaryota; Metazoa; Arthropoda; Insecta; Thysanoptera; Thripidae. The record is from RefSeq and is a predicted model, not a curated record. Gene Ontology annotation, cellular component: cytosol.